This is a messenger RNA of Mangifera indica (mango), 1521 nucleotides long. RefSeq names its product E3 ubiquitin-protein ligase At3g02290-like. The transcript is spliced from 5 exons. Gene Ontology annotation, molecular function: ubiquitin-protein transferase activity. The record is from RefSeq and is a predicted model, not a curated record. NCBI's taxonomy places the organism in Eukaryota, Viridiplantae, Streptophyta, Magnoliopsida, Sapindales, Anacardiaceae. The coding region runs from base 528 to 1211 and encodes 227 amino acids.
CCUGUUCCAUCACCCACCACUAUAGAGAAAAGAAAGAAAAAAGGAAGACUCAAAAUCAAAGAACAAAACAAAAAAGGGGGACUUCAAUUCUGCGCAUUCGUAGCUUUUCUCGCCGACGACUUUUAAACCGCAAAAUAUAAUUACAGAAAUUUUCCAUAUAUCUAUCAAUCGUAGGUUCUCCGUCUCUAUCUCUGUCUCUGUCUUUGUCUUUGCCCCAGUUUUUAUUUCACCACCAAUUACCCAUUUCGUUUAUCUUUCCUCGUAUUUCUUUACUCUCUCUCAAAUGGGUGAAUAAAUAUAGCCAGGAAAUCUGUAUCCAGAUAACUAAUCUAAUUCGGCAUUUGUUAGUAAAACAGGGAGGGGUACUGGUUCGCGGAGGCAGUGAGACUUCUGCGAACUUAGCAUCCUCUCUCGUUGUAUCCUUAUUAUUGUAUGCCUAUUGAGCGUAUGCUUAGUGUGAAUGAGCUCUGGGUGAAAUCAAAUAAUUGCUGUAGUGGGUUGAAAGGAAGAGAUUGAAGUUUACUGUAAUGGGUUCUGUUUGUUGCUGUUUGAGUGUUGAGGAUUUGGAGGACUAUCUGAAUCCAAACAGUUCUGUGAAUAGGAAUUGCAUAUGUCUUAGCUGCUUUGUCCAGAAUUUUGUACAUGUGUAUACCUCAUUAUUCCGACAAGGAGAGGGGCAUUCUGUACCUUCAACCAUACAGGGGGCAGCAUCAAUAACUUCUACUGCUUCACUUGACAACUCUCUCUCUGAAAUGUACCGUUCUCCUCCAAGGCCCAUGCCUUAUGAUGCUGAUCCCAGAUAUUUCCGCUUGCAGCGUGAUGGUCUGGUGUCAAGACGUGAGAAGGGUUCAAGCCAAUUCCAUGAGGAGUCAGAACCUUUAAGAAGUGAUAAUGAUGCAGAUUCAGAGUCAUUAAGCAUUGGAGACAAGUGGAAUGAUACCACUUGUGAAGAUGGAUCAAAAGAACUCCAUUCUAAAUCAUCACUUAAGCUUUCAUCAACAAAAGAGACACCUGGAAUUGGCUAUUUUUAUUAUCCAUCAGAAGAGGAGGAUGUCUGUCCAACAUGCCUCGAAGAAUAUACACCAGAGAACCCCAAGAUAGUGACAAAAUGUUCUCACCAUUUUCACCUUGGUUGUAUUUAUGAGUGGAUGGAGAGAAGUAAAUACUGCCCAGUCUGUGGCAAGGUGAUGGCAUUCGAUGAAACGACUUGAUCCUCUCUUAAGGUUAUGUCGUGGAUGGAACUAGCAACGACUGGAGAAAUAAUGAAAACCAAAAUAGAUGUGUAAAGCCCUUUGUGAAUACCUCAUUUAACGUGUUUGUCAUCUACUGUAAAUACCGUAAAUAUUAAAAGAAACUUGUUCUUUAUAUCAAGUUGUCACAAAAUUAUUCUCUUCAAAAUGUUUUGUUGAAGUUUUAUUUUCAUGGUUGCUGGAAAUUGGCUAUUGAUGCCCUUUUAUAAAAAUAACAUUACACAUGCAAUGGAAGAUAGGUGUGAUUGAAUGAAGAUAACAAAUUACUUGA